GAGCUUACAUAGAAUGAAGAACCAAGUAAGCAACACUUGAAGAGUGGAGAUAAUCGCUAAUCUAAUAUGUACCAGGAGGAUUUCAGGAACAUGACUGAAGGGAUCAGGAACAGCAGUGACUCCUCUUCUGCCUUCGUUCACAGCAGCACCAUGAGUGCCAUACUGGUCACUGUCUACUCAGUUGCCUUAGCUGGAGGUGGAAUUGGGUCCAUCACAAUGUCCUUCGUGCUGCUCAAGAUGAACACUCUGUCUGUGACCACCACUGCCUUCAUUAACCUGGUCGUUGUGCACAGCCUCCUCCUCCUCACGGUGCCCUUCCGCCUCCACUACUACGUCAAAAAGAAGUGGGUAUUUGAUAUGCCAUUUUGCAAAAUGGUGAGUGCCAUGGUGCACAUCCACAUGUACCUGACCUUCGUGUUUUAUGUCAUCACGCUGGUGAUCCGGUGGCUCAUCUUCUUCCAGUGGAAGGACAAGGUGGAGUUUUACAGGAAGCUGCAUGCCAUUGCGGCAAGCGCUGCCGUGUGGGUCUUCGUCAUGGUCUUUGGGGUGCCGCUCUUCUACUUUGAGUAUGGACGCUCAGGCUUAUACAAUAGUACAACGUGCUUCAAGUUCCACAAAGAACUACAGCACCAGAGUGUGAAAGCCCUGAACUACACCAUAAUUGUAGCUGUUGCCCUCAUUUCUUGUGUCCUCUUGGGCUUGCAGAUUUUAAUCCUGGUAAAAGUGGCGAGAAAAUUUUCCACCUCCCUCUGUUCACAUCAAGAAUUCUGGGCCCAGGUGAAAAACUUGAUUUUCAUCUGGGUCAUCAUAAUUUUGUUCCUUCCUUAUCACCUGUUCAGGGCCUACUACAUACAGCAUGUGAGUGAUUUUGACCAGUUAGAAAGCUACAAUGAGGUUUUUUUGAGCCUGACUGCCCUGAGCUGUCUGGACCUGCUGUCAUUCAUGCUGAGCGGAAGCCGUUUCUUCAAGCAAAAUGUGGGGAUGCUCCACAGGAGGCUGCCUUGCUGCUAGCAUCAGCCUCCUGCAGCAUGUGCAAGACCUGGGAUAGGACAGUGAUGGACAGGCAUGGCAAACUCCCCAGCAAGUGUGGGUGUGCUCUGGAAAUGGCACAACACACUCGCACAGGGCUUUGCACAUCAACUUCCUGAAGUAAUGGAACAAACUGCCUCCAGGCUCUCAGCUGGUAAACAGGAAGGUGACCUCAGCAAUUUCUUCAUGGUGCUAUCCAGUGAGCUGUGGAUGGACCUGGAUAAGAGGGAAGAGAGGUCAUGGGCUCUUCUGUCUUACUGUUUUUACAUCAAGAUUUGUGAAGUUAAAGGCACUAGGAGGAGACUUGAGAAUUGCAGUGUAGAAACACAAAUAAAGAAGCUGGUUUUUAUGGACUAAGGCACAGAUUUUUGAAACUUAAAGGUCUAUAUCAUUUUCCCAUACAUUUCUUAUUUAUUUCCCACAAGCUUUCAUAAAAUAUCGGGGAAGAUAUUGUUCUUCCUGAGUAGGUCUGUUUCUUUACUGUUAAGAGAAGCAUAACUUUCUAAGUGAAUUGAACAAUUAAACCAGCUAUCUAAAACUAAACCAGUGAUAGUUAUUUCUUAAAAUAUUUUCUCAAAAUCACUUUUGAGAUAGUGUCACUGCAGCAGAUUUUUUUUCUUUUCCACAUUACGAAAAUAUAUCUAAAAGAAAUUAUACACUGUUACUGAAAUGGACAUUGCAAAUUCAAUUUAUUCACAAAAUUGUUAAAUUUUGUAUUAUUAUUCACAAAAUUGUUCAAUUAAAAAUAUUUUAUAGUCAGGACAAUUUUUUCUUGGAUCAUUCAGACAGCAUUUGUCUUCUCUUCAAAAGAUAAAUAUUUUAGGUACCCAA
Poecile atricapillus (Black-capped chickadee) is the source of this 1860-nucleotide messenger RNA. Its product is annotated as probable G-protein coupled receptor 141. Gene Ontology annotation, biological process: G protein-coupled receptor signaling pathway. Lineage: Eukaryota; Metazoa; Chordata; Aves; Passeriformes; Paridae. Gene Ontology annotation, cellular component: membrane. Gene Ontology annotation, molecular function: G protein-coupled receptor activity; oxysterol binding. The record is from RefSeq and is a predicted model, not a curated record. The transcript has 2 exons. The coding region runs from base 67 to 1011 and encodes 314 amino acids.